This is a messenger RNA of Stomoxys calcitrans (stable fly), 6318 nucleotides long. It is a transcript of the gene mmd, whose product is annotated as disintegrin and metalloproteinase domain-containing protein 9. The transcript is spliced from 23 exons. Gene Ontology annotation, biological process: membrane protein ectodomain proteolysis. The record is from RefSeq and is a predicted model, not a curated record. Lineage: Eukaryota; Metazoa; Arthropoda; Insecta; Diptera; Muscidae. The coding region runs from base 913 to 5328 and encodes 1471 amino acids. Gene Ontology annotation, molecular function: metalloendopeptidase activity.
CGAUGUGGUGGCCAAAGUAAUUUGAUUUGCAUUGCGCCAACAAAAGGUGAAAUUCAAAGUUAUUGCCAAGCUGCCACAACAACAUCAACCGAAAGUUUGCGGACAUUUUUGGGCUCCACAAAAAAGCAGCGCAAAGCCAUAACACUCUUUGCCACCUAUGGCUUACCCAACAAACUUAUGGCAGCGUAUUCUAAAAUGCCUCUGGGUUGGAUCAUUCUGAUGACCAUGCUCCGCUCAUACACACAUACUGCUGCUGUUGGUACACCUCGUACCUGCCCAAGAUAAGGAACGGAAAACACUCUCUGCCAAAGAAAGGAAAACUAACCCCAACACAAGGACACGCACGCACACAAAACGCCAAAAACAAAAACGAAAACUCUACUUUAUUGCGGAGGAGCUGUCACAACUCCAACUCAAGUUAGGAAAACCCCACCUUGUUUUUUAUCUCAAUCUCACUCUCUCGCUCUCUCCAAGCAUCAACAUUGCCAAAAUUGCCAUCGGUCCAUCAUCAUCGUCAUCGUUCACUACAUUUCGUUCGACCUCUCUGACCUCUUUGGGCAAUUGAAAUUCGCUGCAACAAACACAACAACAACAACAAAAACACCAUCUCCACCCAAACCGAAACGUGUUCAGAGUUUGUUUUUAGUACAGCGCCAACCAAAAAACGUGCGCCUCUAAACGUAGCUCCACCGGCCUUCAAAGCCAAAAGCCAUCGUCAUAACUGUAGGUCUCUAGCGCUCCAAGGAACAAGUGUCACCAACAAACCUUACCACAACAACUACCACUGCUACUAUAUAGCCAGGACUCGGGAGCAGCAGCACCAACAACAACAGCACCAACAACAACGACAGCAGCAGUCGGUACCAGUAACAUUCAUUGCUGUUUGAUUUGUCGCAAGAACUUGCCGUCGCAAUGCAAAUAACUGCCCCCUUCAGGGCUCUGAUGAUUGCCCAUUUAUUCUAUUGUGUGGCACCAGCUGGAGAAGCCGACUACACGCUGGACGAUUCAUUUUGGAAUGAAGAAAGUCCUGUUGGUGAAGUCGAACGUCUACUUAAGGAAUACCGCCAGAACCAAGAGUUGGUCCGCCGUAUCGGUGGCCAUUAUUAUCAGAUCAUAUAUCCGGUGCAGUUGAGGCACCACGAGAAGAUGGGCAUUUCAACGCGUGAAGUGAGUCCCCCCAAGGUACGCAAUCGUUUACGUUCAAAACGAAAUUUAAACAAUUACACAAUGCCGGGUCAACGACCACGUCCUCAUGAUGACGGUGGCUUCAGCAGAGGCAGAACAAAGAAACACUUUCAUCGAACCUCAUUGUUAAUUAAGGCCUUUAAUCAUAAGUUUCGUUUAGAUCUGGAAUUAAAUUCACAACUUUUAUCGCCGAAUUUAAUACAGAAACACUAUCACUCUAGUGGUUAUUUAGUAGAUGGCAAUCGUCAUGAUAUAGAACAUUGUUACUACCAUGGAACGGUUAAAGACUAUCCGGGUGCCAGUGCAGCCUUUCAUACAUGCAAUGGUGUCAGCGGUGUCAUACACAUAGGCAAUGAGACGUUCGUGAUACAUCCCUUCUAUGGAGGCGAUCUGUCGAAACAUCCUCAUGUCAUCUUUGAGGCACGCACUAAAGCCAACAAGGGUUGCGCAAAUACGGGCAAUCUGGAAUCGUGGCGUUUGUCACGCCGCACAAAGCAUUUGUCAGCUGGUAUUAUCGACGAGAUUCAUCCCAAUGGUGCUGGUCGCUAUAAACGUGAUGUACGGGAGGCAACCAAAUACAUAGAAACUGCCAUCAUAGUGGACAAGGCCAUGUUCGACAAGCGAAAUGGCAGUACGAGAGCUGAAGUCAUCCACGAUGCAAUACAAGUUGCCAACAUAGCCGAUUUGUAUUUCCGAACGAUGAAUACCCGCGUGGCCGUGGUCUACAUUGAGACGUGGGGCAAAAAUCAAGCCGUCAUAGAUGGCAGCAAGGACAUAACCAAAGCCAUAUCAAAUUUUAAUGAUUACACAUCGAGAAAGCUAUUUCAAGUGGAACGUGAUACAACACAACUAUUAACGGGUGAGACAUUCGCUGGAGGAGAGGCAGGUGUGGCUGCGCCGGACACAGUUUGCACACCAAGGGCUGUGGGCAUCAGCGUUGACAUCAAUGUCUAUGAACCGCAUUUAUUGGCCGGCACCAUGGCCCACAUGAUUGGCCACAAUAUCGGCAUGGGCCACGAUGAUGGGCGCGAGGAAUGUUUUUGUCGUGACUGGCAUGGUUGUAUAAUGGCCCAAUCGAUUGUGGGCCAAGAGAAUGUCCAGCCCUACAAGUUCUCGGAGUGCAGCAAAAAAGAUUACAUCGACGCAUUGCGUACGGGACACGGGCUUUGUUUGCUAAACAAGCCCAAUGAGAUCGAGAUGCGUCGCAAUUGUGGCAAUAAAAUAGUGGAGGAGGACGAGGAAUGCGACUGUGGUACCUUUGAGGAGUGUUCCUUGGAUCCCUGCUGCGAUGGCAUUACCUGCAAACUCAAAUCGGAAGCACAAUGUGCUGGCGGAGCCUGUUGUGACCAGUGUCAGUUGCGUCCCAAGGAUCACAUAUGCCGUGACUCAAAUAAUGAAUGCGAUUUGCCAGAAUACUGUGAUGGCGAGGUUGGCGAGUGUCCCAUAGAUGUGUUUAAGAAAAAUGGAUCACCCUGCGGCCACUCCAAGUCUGGAGUGUCUGGCUACUGCUUUCAGGGUAAAUGCCCCACACUGAAUCUUCAAUGCGAAGCCAUUUGGGGCUAUGGCGGGGUGGCGGCCGAUCGUGAGUGCUUUGAACAGUUCAACUCGAAAGGGUCCAUUAAUGGUCAUUGUGGUCAAAAUGGCAAGGAUAACUACAUCAAAUGUGAGCCUGAGAACGUCCAGUGUGGGACUCUGCAGUGCAAGGAAGGAGAACGACAGCCCGUCAACGAUGGUGACCUCUACUCAAGGACCAUAAUUGCCAUCAAAGGCCAGGAAUUUGAAUGCAAAGCCACCAGUGGCCAAGGGGUGGCUGCCGGCGAAACACCCGAUCAUGGCCUCGUCAAGGAUGGCACCCCAUGCGGCGAUAAUUUGAUUUGUCUGAAUCAGACAUGUGUCAGCAUUUUUCCGCAUGUGGACCAAACCAAAUGCCCCACCAACAGUCUGGGGCAAGAGUGUUCCAAUCGUGGGGUUUGCACAAGCACAAACAAGUGUUUCUGUGACAUGGGAUGGGGAGGAUUGGAUUGCAGCCUGAUUGUCUUACUAACCACACCACUGCCAACGGAAGCCCUGCCAACUCAAGAAAACACAAUCAAAAUGGAAAAGAAGGAGACGCCGUAUGAGAACUACCAUGGCUCAAAUACAGUAUUCCUAGUUGGUGUACUAAUGUCAGUUGUUGGGUUCGUUUUUGUAACAUUCACCUUGAUGGCACUGUGCUACAGGUCAGUUGUAGUACAUAGAAACUUCUCCCUGUGUCUGAGGCGCAAGACUACCACUCUCAAGUACGAUCCACCUUACACGAAGAAGCCAAUGGCAAAGACUUAUGGUGGACCGCCUGCCACUGCCCCAAAUCAUCAGUCGGUGGAGGAGAUCUCCCAGGAUGGUUCAAAUAAAUUGAAUGUCUACGAAAAUCAAUCAGGUUUCACCCGUGACAAGAGCAUUCAUAGUCGCCGUUAUACGGCCGAUGACGAUCACCAGCAUUCAGAAAAAGGAAUUUUGAAGAAACAUGGCUAUGGAAUGGUACACGGCGGCAUGCACGAUGACGGGCAAUCGGAUAAUAUGGAGCUGAUUGCCCAAGAAAAUACCAUGGCGUCAGGCAGCGGUGCAGCCGUGUCUGAAGUUGAGCGCACACUAAAGUCCCUGAAUGGCUAUCAUGAAGAUAUCUUGGAGGCGCUACGCAAUGCUGCCUCACAUCGUGGCACUGGCACUGGAAACACACCCGUGGGCAGCGGUAGCUUGAGUGAGGAAAUGAUUCGUAAAACCCUACAGGAGUGUGCCUCAUCGCAGUUGGGCUACUCCACGGAGCCCUAUAAACGUUCGACCGGUUCGAAAAAUAGCUCUCGUGAGAAUAUCUGCGAUCAAGGGCCACAGCACGCCCUGCUCGACAUGUCCGGCUCGGGCAUGGGUGGCCCCCAUGGCGGCCCCAUAAUGCAUCAUCAUCGCUCGCAACACCAGCUGCACCAGCCGCUAGUGCAGCAACAGGUACCGCCCGACGAUGAGGAUACGCCAGCCACGGGGCCCUUGCGCAUACGCAACCUCGAGGACCUCAUACGCCAGCUGGAGCACCAUUCGUCGCGCCACAUGAGCCCCAGCGGCUCGGAGGACAUACGGAUUUCGGAAAACGAAGGCGACCGCCUUUAUAGAUUAGAUAGUUCAGCCGCUUGUAGUGAAUCCUCACAAGGAUCGAAUCAGCAAUUAGCACAAUCGCAAAAAACUGCAACAAUACAUCCGUCUUACAGCAGUCGUUGUCGACCGCGUGCCGAAGAGGAGUCGAGAUUCUCAUAUGGAAGGUACAGACAUCCCACUACAACCAGUAGACAUCCUUCACAUCAGUCACACUCACCUCAUGCUUUCGGCCAUCACGCACAUCACUCGCAUGCCCAUGGCCAUGCUACGCACGGCCCGCAUUCAUCGCAUCAUUCAUCGCACACGCAUUUGCAUCAGGACGACGACGGCAUCUAUGAGAGUGCCGAUCCCCACGAUCGUUCGAUGGUAGACCAACGUCUCGAUCCCCGGGAAGUGCCCGACAGUGAGAGUGAUGACUUUAUUCAAGCUCAACAACAGUUAGCCCGAUGGGCGAGUGAGGAUGUGGUAUCCGUCGUGGUAAUGGAGCAACCGUUAGCCGGUACAACAGCGGAUUCCCAACAAUCCAACGGCGGCGGCCACACAUCGGGGGCGGCAUCGGCGAAUACCGUUAUCCACCACCACCAGCAUCAGCACCAGCACCACGGCGAUCAUCAAUCCUCGGUGGGAGCGGCCAAUACAACCUCAUCGUCAGCGGCAGCAUCGGCGGCAGCAAUCAAUGCGCAUAUGACGGCGACUAUGGCGGCCGUCCCAAAUGGCAUCGUUGUAAAUCAGAGGGACUACUACCCCUCACCUCCCUCCACGGAGACGGAAAGCAGUGGAAGUGUUAUCCAGCCGCUCAAUCGUCGCUACACCCUGCAGGGCGAUACAACUCAACAGCAGCUGCAAUUGCAUCAGCUACACCAACAGCAGCAUCAGCACCCCUCACAUCCACAUCAGCAGCAGCAGCAGCAGCAACAGCAAAUCACCGGCGACAACACCACCACCACCACCAGCAGCAGCAACAACAGCCAAACCGGCCAAAUCAUGGAGAAUGGUCGUUAUCCCGAAUAUAAGCACUGAUAGUAUAACACUCCACAGGCUAACAACUCGAAUCACAGCCACAACCGCCAUCAGCUCAACCCUCACGCCCAUGCUGCUCAAGCUUCGCCAUUGCAAGAACAGCAUGAGCAGCAGCAGCAACACUCACCUCACUGUUAUGCGCACAAAUUGCAGGCGCUACACUGAGGCAGAGCUAGAUGUUGCUCGCAGUCACUCCAACCGCCCACUCCAUGGCUAAAUAAACGAACGAAUUUCUUGUAAUACCCUCUGUAUGUUCACCCAUACCCUUGCCCAGCUCUGCCCUGCCCUGCCUCCCACCACGUGAAGCUUGCUACUACCGGAUCGAUUAUGUAUAUAACUCCCCAAAUAGUACAUAUAUACGCACAUACAGUCGUACGUACAUGGAAACAAGCUAAGCAAAACACUCAUACAUACUCAUACGAACAUUCCUAUUACAUUCACUCAAAUACAAUAUCGAAUCCGCAAAUAUACAUACAUAUAUUCUAAAACAAACAAAAACCAAAACAAAAAAAACAAAAACAAAAAACUCGAUUAGUUAUCUAAAAAACAUACAAACAAGAUGAAGAAAACCAAAAGAAAAAAAUAUUGUGAUUUUAUACAAAGUAGUCGAUAUUCAUAUUUUAGUUUUAAAUAAAUUGAGAGAAAAACGCAAAACAAACAAAACAAAAAACAAUUUAGAACAAAUUUAACGAAUUGAUUGAUAAUGGCCAAACAAACACGAACGACCCCCUCGCCCACACAUGGAAAAAGUCCAGAGCUCGAGAUCACCCAUCACCUACAUACAUUCACCAUAGGCAUGCUGCGAAAGCGAUUGCAAAGCCAUCGCUGCCUCAGAUUCACCACUCACUCACCCACCACCUACAUAAUAGACCUCGCCCUUCGUAUCGUCAAUUGAGACAAAGAUUAUCACACCGCCAUGCAUGCUCUCACCGGCCUCCAUUUGUGUAUGUGUGCGUAUUCGUCUUUUGAUGACAGCAAUGUAACAAAAAA